Leishmania mexicana MHOM/GT/2001/U1103 is the source of this 1914-nucleotide messenger RNA. RefSeq lists its product as hypothetical. Gene Ontology annotation, biological process: protein targeting to membrane; peptidyl-L-cysteine S-palmitoylation. The record is from RefSeq and is a predicted model, not a curated record. Lineage: Eukaryota; Euglenozoa; Kinetoplastea; Trypanosomatida; Trypanosomatidae. Gene Ontology annotation, molecular function: protein-cysteine S-palmitoyltransferase activity. Bases 1 to 1914 code for a protein of 637 amino acids. The transcript has a single exon. Gene Ontology annotation, cellular component: endoplasmic reticulum; Golgi apparatus.
AUGCCGGGCCCGACUGUCUACAGUGGGCCACGGGUGCGGUCAUGGCGUGCGUUGUGGCCCAUGCUCGCAGCCUACCGGCUGCCGCUGCUUAUCUUUGUCUCUGCGACAGCUCUUAUCGGGGGCUACAACGUCUUCUUCUGCCGACUUCUUCGUGCAGUGUGGGAGGCGCAGACGGCUAAUGUGCUCCCCUUCGAGGCCAUGAGCCACCUGCAAGCACAACGAUACGUGCUCGGCUACACCGCUACGGGCACCUUUGCCACGUGCGCUCUUACCCUCGGGAACGCUCUGGCUGUGCUCAUGUACUGCUCCUUUGCACGCGUCAUUUUCACCUGCCCCGGGUACGUGCCAGCAGAGCCGUGGCAAUACACACCUCGCUUCGAUGCUGAGCGACGGCACCAGUUGAAGGUGACAUGGUCGGCGCAACUAAAGUGGAUCCAAGAACAAGGCGUUGCUGCCCGGCAGCGAGCAAUGCAAGCUCUGCAGGAGCAGCAGGCGCUGUGGGCUUACCAGUUGCACAGGUUACAGCAGCCGCCGCCGUACGCGUAUCCCCCACCAGCCUCUGGACUCGUAACAGCUCUCAGGUCCCCAUUCCCGUCUGCAGUGACACCAGGGCAGUUUCCAGCUCCAAACGAUGCCUCGAGGAGCGACAGCCUCUUGAUGGCUGCACCGACGCCUCAGCAGCCCGUCUCCCCGCCGCAGCUAGCAGCAGCGGGGAGUCGUGCAAUCUCGGGCACACCAGCCCUCACGGUUGAUGGGUCGCUCUUCUCAGUGGAUAUGGCAAGCAUCGCGGCGAACCCCGCGAGGGCGGCAGGCGUAUGCUCCGGAUCCGCAGCGCCGCAACGGACGUGCGUGACAUCCGGUAAAGCGGCUUCCUCCGCCGUAUCUCCCGCAGCGACAGAGCCGGCUGUCACAGGCGUAACCACCACCUCCACUACAGCUUCCUCUUCCUACAGCACCUCAUCCUUUUCAGCUUCUGGGUCCACAACACCAGUGGCGAGCACACCGGACCGAGGAUCCACCGGGGCUCUCGGGCCUCACGGUAUCUCGACCAGCUGCGAUGCGGCUCCGCCGGCGUUGUCUGUGCACCGUCGGCUAUGCACGGCCAUUGCGGUUGUCAAAUCCACUGUGAACCCGAACCUGGUGCUCGAGUAUGAGGCGGAUGGGUCGCUGCGGUUCUGUGGGGUGUGCCACCAGUACAAGCCGGACGGCAGCCACCACUGUUGCGUGUGUCAGCGCUGCGUGUUCGACAUGGACCACCACUGCCACUUUCUCCAUAACUGCAUCGGCCGGCACAACUACAAGUACUUCUUCUUGUGCAUCUUCUACUCCACGUUGGGUGGCGCGGUGAACUCGACGCUGUUCGUUACUGUGUACGGGUUCAGCGUCGUGUGCCACGACUGGGGCCAUGGGUGGUGGUGGGUGCCGGCUGGCAUGUACGCUAUCAGCGGGUGCAUUGCGUAUCUGUGGGUGCAGCACAUUUUUCUGCUCAUUCGAGGUGUCAGCACGCUGGAGCGCAUCACCGAACUGUCCUCAGAGAACUUUCUCAUGAGUGUGAGCGAAUCGGGCCACAGUCAGGUCGUCAGGCCCGGAAGCUGCUGCAGCGACUGCGGAAUGGUAAUCGGUGAAUGCGUGCACGGCAUUGCAGCACUCGGGGAACGCCUCGUUGAACUGCUAGGGUGCGGCAACAAGUUCCGCAGGCUAUACAAGACCACCGCCUCGUCUCUCACCAGCAGCGGCAGAGGCGAUGGCGGAGAGGGAGCGCCGUCCGCCCCUUCGAACCGAGCGGAGCGCCGGGCGCACCGCUUUGUGGUGUUGUUCGGACGCCCGCGCUUCUGCCUAUACCAUUUGCUGCCUCUCUCACCUCCAGGCGAGUCGUCGCGACCGCGCGCAAGGUCACACGAAGGAGAGGUAUAG